ACUCAAAUUAGGAAAUGACGUAUAGUUUGUAGCAUGUAUGUGAUGGCCAAGUGAAGCCUACUAGAAAUGCUUUCAUGGGGCAUUUGUCUGACAGUUGUUUAACCGUGAUAUGACCGAUUGUAGGACAGGCCGUUCAGCCAGGACACGAAAUCAAAGUCAGGAGUUGCACAAAUAUGGAAAACCAUUUGGUAGAGAACGAGACCUCCUUUUAUUCAAAGGCAGAGCACUACUGGAAGGAAGUCCCGCCUACUGUGGAUGGAAUGCUGGGGGGAUAUGGGGGCAUUUCAAGCAUUGACAUAAACGGUUCAAAAAAGUUUCUUAAAAACUUUCUUGGGGAAGGACAGGGCAAGACUGGCACAGGCUGUGCUCUGGAUUGCGGUGCUGGAAUUGGCCGUAUAACCAAACGUCUGCUCUUGCCGCUCUUCCGUACAGUGGACCUUGUGGAUGUGACGCAGGAGUUCCUGGAUAAAGCUCGCUCAUACUUGGGUGAGGAUGGCAAGCGGGUAGAGAACUACUUCUGCUGUGGCCUGCAGGACUUCCAGCCCCAGCCAGAGCGCUAUGAUGUUAUAUGGAUUCAGUGGGUUAUUGGUCACUUGACUGACAGUCACCUAGUGGAAUUUUUGAGGCGUUGCCAGAGUGGUCUGCGUCCAAACGGCCUUAUUGUGGUGAAGGACAACGUUGCCUAUGAAGGUGUAGUACCUGAUGAGGUGGACAGCAGUGUAUGUCGGGACCUGAAUCUACUACGCCGCAUAGUGGACAGGGCUGGACUCAGCAUCGUCUAUGAGGAACAGCAGGAGAACUUCCCGGAGGAGAUCUAUCAGGUUCACACUUUAGCUCUCAGAUAACUGUAAGCAUUGAACAUUGAAGGUUCAAUGUUAGCCACAAAAACCUACUUGGUACUGCCAAUGUUUCUGCUGUUUUUAAGACUGAAACCUGAACUUUGGAAUUUGAAGGAGGGGGAUUUGUACCUUUCAACUUGGUAAUGUUACAGUUUGCAUUCAUCGCUGGCAUGUGUGUGAGUCAAUAAGUGGCUAAUGGUUUACACGUGGUAGCUUUACACUCCGAUUUAUCCUCAGUAAGAAGUUUUGAAUCUGGCCGAGCAGCUUUAUGAUAGACAAGUGGAAACAGCCGCUGUACUAAAGACUUCAGAUGAUUUAAAACUGAGUUUAGCAUGUGUCUGUGCGACUGAAUGUUGUGGAUUGAACCUUUUAAUAAAUUAUUUUUGAGAAUUCAAGUCAAUACUUGUUCACGAUGCAUUUAAGUUUAAGUGUGCACAUUUACAGCUGUUGAAACACUGAAGUGAGCUGUUCUUUAUCUUGAAUAAACUAAUAUUUUGGAACAGA
This is a messenger RNA of Paramisgurnus dabryanus, 1343 nucleotides long. The record is from RefSeq and is a predicted model, not a curated record. Lineage: Eukaryota; Metazoa; Chordata; Actinopteri; Cypriniformes; Cobitidae.